UUGAUUGGAUGCAAUUCAGCUGUCUAUUUUGUGACAUUACUCUAACCAAUGGAAUAUUCGUGAUUGAAACCGUCCAGACAAUGGGGGCAGCACAUUCUAUUGUGUUGCGAUAAUUUCUACGAUUGUAGGGAUAGGAAUCUACCCCUCUCACUUUGAUUAUCAGGAAUUGUAUGUUAUCAUUUGGCAUUUGACAACCUUCGGGCACGGGUACGGCCACCUGCUGAAAUAGUCGAAUGUAGGACAAUGUAAAGUUGCUCAAAUAGUUCGAAGAAAAUACAUUAAAAAAAUGGAUUGGGUGAUAUCUGACGAGUUGUCUUUAACAGUAGGCACUGUCGUGGGAUGGGUGAGCGCCGCAGCUAUGAUUGUAGGGGGUGUCAUCCCUUAUAUCCCGCAAUACAGACAAAUAAGGAAAACCAGAGAUGCCGAAGGUUUUUCGUUAUUAGUGUGUUUAGCCCUUCUGGUAGCUAAUACCUUAAGGAUUAUGUUUUGGUUUGGAAGACACUUCGAAUAUCCUCUCUUAGUUCAAAGUAUGAUUAUGAAUAUUACUAUGUUUUUGAUGAUCCACCUGUGUGUUAAUGUGAGGAACAAAAACCAGCUGCAUCAGGCGAGGCAAAGAAUUUUUCUAGCUAAACCCAUUGAAGUAAAGAGACUUCUAAAUGCUAAGCCUACCUGCUCUUCUCGCAGUAUAUUUGAUUUCGACGGUAAGUACUUCUGGAACUGGACCGAUUUCCAGUCGUAUCUGGACUGCAUUCUCGUCUUCAUGAUCGUCACUUCCCUCUUGAUGUACAUAUUCAUAGAUUAUAUGUUUUUCGUCGAAACCGUUGGAUUCAUGGCUGUGUUCACGGAAGCGAUGCUAGGGAUGCCUCAGCUAAUUAAGAAUUAUAGGAAUAAAUCUACAGAAGGCAUGAGCUUGAGCAUGGUAGUGAUGUGGACGUGCGGCGACAUCUUCAAGACGGCCUACUUCCUGCUGCGCGACGCUCCGGUGCAGUUCUGGGUGUGCGGGACGGUGCAAGUGACGGUGGACCUCCUGAUCCUCCUGGAAGUGUUCAUCUACCGAGGGAACACGGAACCGAAACGGGCGGGCGCCUGUCGGGGGGAUUGAGUGGUCAUCAUCUGGAAGCACGGCGAGAAGAAGACCCCCGAAGCCGCAGCAGUGGACCCGAACGAGAAGAGAGUGGAUAUCGAACUGUUAGUUAAUAGUUGUGACAUUGGUGAUUCCAAUAACGGUCGCUGUGUCGUCAGCGCAGACGUUCACAAAGAAAAUAUAGUUUCUGACACGAUAGAAAACAAAACUAGUGUUGUAGAUAGUGUAAAUAGAGAAGUCCGAGCCGUGAACGGGCUCCUAGCGAAGAGACCCUCGCACCACGCCACGUACAAGAAGCGCGCCAAGACUAAAGUGAAUUUGCUUAUUCACAGGCACACGUUAUGACGUAUGCUCUUCGCUGCUUCCAUAGAUCUCGACAAAGAGGAGUUUUUCUUCCAGUUUGGCGUCAGUUCCUUUUGUGUAAUGGCGUGCGGGAUUGGUGCUUCGUAUAUUGUGCUAGUCUAGUCACUAAACGGCGAUUUGAAUCGGUCAAUAAUCAGAUACAGUAAAACUCCAAUUAAGCAUUAUUUGGGGCAAUCUCUAUUUCAGAUUGGAAACCAGAGCUCAAACACAAAGCAUUCAGGAUUCAACACCAGACAGCUCUGUUUAACCCGCCUUAGGUCUCAAUAGUGGUGCUAGUCUGCUAGGACUACCUGUUCUCAAAGUACUGGCCUAAGUUACUGCCUUCACGAAGACGCCAUCUGUGGGAUCAACAGAGAACUCAAGGAGGUCACACGCAAAGCCAAGCUUCAAAUGACUUUGUCUUCAAUAUUCGAGGAGUUCUCUGUCAAUCUCAGAGACGGCCCCUUCGUAAGAUGAAAUAUGAUUGAGUUCUAUCCUAUAAAUGGCGUCUUCGCGAGGAGAAAUGUGAAUGAGUUCUCCGCCUUUCCCAUAGAUGGCGCCUGCUUUAGAGAAAAUGUUAAUGAGUUCUGUGUUGAUCUCAUAGAUGGCGUUUUCGUAAGGGGUAAAGUAAGUGAGUUCUCCGCCGUUCUCAUAGAUGGCGUCUGCUUCUGGGAAAAUGGGAAUGAGUUCUGAGUCGAUCCCGUAGAUGGCGUUUUCGUAAGGGAAGAGGUUUUCGCAUUCACCGGCAAAUACAAACUGACUGAUGGGAUAUCUGAAGAAAACUCAUCUUAUUUUUGUGAACAUCAGAAGUCGGACUAAAUUACUGAAAACAGAACACAAUUUCAUAUAUACAGUUUGGAGACUACAUUAAGAAUUGCGAAUUAUUCGCAAUUAAUUGUCUCGUGAGAAAUACAAACAAAUUUUUUUCUCUUAAAGUGAUCUGGAUAGUUUGAGUUCGAAUAGUUGGGGUUUUACUGUAUGUACUGCGAGAGGUUCGAAAGAUGAUUUAGAGUUGAUGCGUGACAAAUAUGCUGUACGGUGAGAAUUGCGAGCAUUGUCCUCUUAACUUGUUAAUGGAAAAUACUAGUUUGAAUUGCCAAAACAUGUCGGUUAUGGCGUGUUCACACUCAUGUAAACACAUGCCUAAGGAAGCUAUUGUAUAGAGAAACACGCGUGGCAGCUUUGUAAACCGUUCGAAGAAAUACAUUAUGAAUUUCAAGUAUUGGUCAAUUCCGAUACCGAUUCAUUAUUUCAAUUCAUAGAACUUGUUUUAUCUGUGUUAGUAAGAGAGGGCAUAUCAAAAGUCCAAACUAAGACCUUCUUAAUUGUGGAAUUGAUUUUUAUUUCAGAAUUUUGAGCUGUAGAAAAGCUCAAGUAGAAUCAAAGGUAUUUAAAAAGAUUGGUAUCAGUCCCAAAAUGGAACCCUGGAGCACCCUUGUGUCAAUUAUCAAAGGGAUCGAAAGAAGUUUAUUGCAGAUUUUGAAAAGCUUUUUCAGGUCUUUUAGACACGACCUGAAAUUGUUUUGAUAGAGUUUUAACUUGUCGGAAUAAAAAAUCGGUGAUUCGUUCGAAUAAUUUCCAAUAUGACGUUGAGAGGGUUUAACGCUUAUGCUGCUCACUGUAGAUUUUUAGUGAGGUGUCAAUUUUGCAGACCCAACACAUUCAAUAGAUUUUAUUCCUUGUCAA
Molecule: messenger RNA, 3112 nt
Organism: Leptinotarsa decemlineata (Colorado potato beetle)
Lineage: Eukaryota; Metazoa; Arthropoda; Insecta; Coleoptera; Chrysomelidae
Product: solute carrier family 66 member 2
Biological process (GO): retrograde transport, endosome to Golgi; phospholipid translocation
Cellular component (GO): trans-Golgi network; endosome
Source: RefSeq, a predicted model, not a curated record